AUGGUCGGGGUGCCCAGUCGAUUUGCCGGAUGUGCGACGUGUCGCAGGAGGAAGAGAGGCUGCGACCGCAAGACCCCUUUCUGUACCCAGUGUGUCCAAGCUCGGCUCGUCUGCGAGGGAUACUCUCGUAACUAUUCAGUCUGGAUCAACUCCACAGAUGGCGAGAAUUGUAAAUACACAGAGUAUACCGGCAGCGUACAAUCGCGUAGACGCAGGGCUCCAGAAAUUACUCUACACCAAUCGCUGGCGGGAACUGCGCGAGAGGUAAUGUACGUUGGUCUUUAUCUCUCGGCGUUUCUACCGAACGGUCGCCUUUUCUCCAAGGAGGCAGCGCAGAUAUCCUCUGCCGGGUGGUUACGACAUCUAGACAAAUUAUGUCAGUCUGAGAAGACUCUUCGCUUCGUCACCCUUGCUCACGGGCUUUCAAUGCUUGCUACGAGAGACAAUGACAGCCAGCUGAAGCUCAAGGGUGUCCAGGCACACAGCAUGGCGCUGCAGGAAAUGCGCACUGCCCUGCGGGAUCCACAAAGGGUCACCAGCGAUGGGAUUUUGGCCGCUAUUCGGCUGUUCCGUUUUCAUGAAGUAAGCUGUGCUUCCCAUGAAACCGGUCAAGUCACUCAUUCUUCUCAGAUUCUCUAUGGCGCCGAAUCCAGUGGUUCACAUAAAGAAAGCCCAAUUCUCCAAAUCAGGGGCUACUACGCCCAUACUGAAGGUGAAAUGGCCUUGUUUAUGAACAGGGGCCCGCAGAGGGAAUGGAGCGAAGCAGGAAUGUACUUACUUGUAAGCGGUCGGAUUGUGUCAGUAGGGGUGGGACGAAGAAAGCGUUCGCCCUUCAGCGACAGAGACUGGAUGUCAGCACCCUGGAAACACAGAAAAAAGUCCCUACUUGACGGCCUCAGUGACAUCCUGAUCCAAGUUCCGGCCUUAUUGGAAGAGCUGGACGCCAUUAGAGCAUGUCCCAUUGCGGAGCGCAGUCCAAAUGCCUGGGGCAACUUGCUCGGUGAAUGUAUCCGCAUUGAGCACCUGUUACUUGCCUGGAAGGAAACCAUGGGAGACCAGCUGCAGACCUUUGAUUACACCAAAUCAGGUUAUCACUCCCAAUUGCCACGGGUAGACAGGGACUUUGCACUGUUGCAUAUAAGCUGCCUCUACUGGAGCUGCUGUAUCCUCCUAUACACAACAAUUCAUAUGGCCACGAUCGAGGGGCAUCAGAGUCUAAGCGUCACAUACUUCUUGACUAUUCCCUUUUCUGCACCAGGAUACCCCAACUACCAUAAUGAGAGAAAUCCCACAUUACACGCCCACAGGAUACUUCACACAAUUCCUCUAUCCCAUGGGCCUUAUGCCGGUGGCUAUGGGGCACUGUGUUCAACGUUUCCACUAGGCAUGGCACUCCGUUAUUUUGCGGUGGCCCAUUUUCUCCCGCACGAGGGUGGCAUUCCAGGAGCGCACAAGCUUUUACACCGGUUGCUGGCACAACCUUUCAUGAAGGCGUAUACCGCACGUUUUGUUGGUCAUCUACAUAAUAUUGACGUACCGGGGCAAUCUCUAAAAGACACAGCGGGAUGGCAUGGAGUAGAACUGAAAAUGAGAAGAUGGUGGUUUGGCCCUAUGCUUGACCACAACCCGGGUGCUACAUAG
Messenger RNA from Aspergillus vadensis CBS 113365, 1641 nucleotides. Its product is annotated as Zn(II)2Cys6 transcription factor domain-containing protein. The transcript has 3 exons. Gene Ontology annotation, molecular function: zinc ion binding; DNA-binding transcription factor activity, RNA polymerase II-specific. Gene Ontology annotation, biological process: regulation of DNA-templated transcription. The record is from RefSeq and is a predicted model, not a curated record. The coding region runs from base 1 to 1641 and encodes 546 amino acids. Lineage: Eukaryota; Fungi; Ascomycota; Eurotiomycetes; Eurotiales; Aspergillaceae.